AUGGUAGCGCUCAGCAAGGGGUUCUACUACGCGUGGAACCAGUACCACCUGCUUGACUGGAUCGUCCUGGCCAUCCUGGUCCUCAUCACCACGAUCGUUACGAUUUCGAUGAAGCCGUACUGUCGAGACUUCUCGUGGAAUGACACCACUAUCGCGCACCCGAGCCAUGCAGACACGUUUCCCGACUACUCGCUGGCACUCAUGGUGAUGUUUUCCGUCGCGUUUUACGUGAUAUUCAUCUGGUACCUCGUGCGCCCGCUGCAGGAGUUCUUCGGUGAGCCGCUGGACUGGUAUAGGAUCGGCGGUGCUGACGCCGGCACAAGCGGCGAGGGCAGCGAGUACGCAGAUGUCGACACUGUAGCGAACGCGAGGCAGCUGCGUGUCCGCGACAUGCAGACUGGUCGUGGACUGGUGUAUCCGUGGCUGCGUGCACAGCUCUGGUCUGUUGGAAUGGAGUCCUGCGUGACAGCGGUGCUCAAACUGUACGCCGGCCGGCUUCGGCCGGACUACCUGAGCCGGCUCAAGGCAGCUGGGUACACGAGCUCGAUGUCGCAUCUGCCCGACCCGCAGACGAACCCUGACUACUACUGCGCCCUCAUGGAUGCCCACCCGGCGCUGAAGGAGGGCCGGCUAUCUUUUCCAUCCGGGCACAGCAGCACGUCCUUUGCGGUGUGCACAGUUCUCUCUCUCUUCUUCGUCGCCCAUCUGCGGCCAUUCGCGCGGCACGCCAGCUUUACCCGGCUUAUUAUUUGCCUGUUGCCGAUCUCUGUAUCGCUCGUGUGUGCGGUGAGCCGCACGCGCGACAACAAGCACCAUUUUUCUGACAUCGUCGCCGGGUCGCUGAUCGGGGCCGUCUCCGCCUUUCUGUCGUUCCACGGUACCUUUCGGCAGGUGGGCGGAGCGACUGGCAUCUACUUUGCCCGCACCGCGAUGGACAUCGAGUAUGAUCAGUUGCGCGAGUGGAAAUCACCUGGCGCCAGCGAAGGCAGCAGUGCUGGCGUGGAGAUCUCUAGUCCUGGCGGCAGCAGUAUGAACUACCAAUCGACUAACAAGAGGGAAGAAGGCCCGCGCUGUAGGUCUGCGUCGCCGAUAAACAGGAUGAGCGACGCUGUCGUGACCAUCAACGACUCGGUACGGAGGCCGACAGGGCUGACGGAACGGCGGCUGAACGAGGACCCGGCGGCCGUUCCGUGGAUCUAG
Leishmania mexicana MHOM/GT/2001/U1103 is the source of this 1200-nucleotide messenger RNA. Its product is annotated as phosphatidic acid phosphatase protein-like protein. The transcript has a single exon. The record is from RefSeq and is a predicted model, not a curated record. The coding region runs from base 1 to 1200 and encodes 399 amino acids. Gene Ontology annotation, biological process: phospholipid metabolic process. Lineage: Eukaryota; Euglenozoa; Kinetoplastea; Trypanosomatida; Trypanosomatidae. Gene Ontology annotation, molecular function: phosphatidate phosphatase activity.